AGAGGGAGUAUAUCAUUAAAUUCGUUACAAUGUCUACCGUUCAUAAUUUAAUUUUGCAUAAUUUAAUUUUAUUACAAUUUUUAUCAAUAGAAAAUUAAAGAUUAUUAAUGGUCAUAGUAAUGUCCCGAUGCGGAUCGAAUUGAUGUAAUUUAAAAAAAACAAACAACAAAGGAAGUAGUAUUAUAGAAUAUUUUCUUUUGAUCCCACUCUUUACUUUUCCUAAAACAUUGUACAUACCCUAAUAUUGCUAAACAGAGGGAGUAUAUAUUAAUUGGAAACCUCGGUCAGUUGUGAAAUUUGCUUAGGGCCUCCAAAUUGGUUGAGGUGGCCUAGUUGACAUUUGUUGAUGAUUUGGGCUGAUGAUCAUAUUACAUCUCCACGAAUCCAUCAUUUAAUUUGUUGACUUGAAACAUCGGAAACCCAAUUACAAGUAAAAGGAGUGCACGGGAGAAGGGCCCCUUAGCUGAUUAGUAUAGAAGUAUAGAAGCCCAUUAGGAGUCUGACUAAUUCAAAGAAAGACUUGAUAAACCCCCUCAAAAAAGUAAUUAGUGAUGUUAGGACAAGACUCACAACAGCAUUUUCUUCUCACAUAACCGCGUAGAAAUUUCAAGGGACAAAAUCUAUAAAUCAUCUUGGCAAACUUAAUCCUCUGUAAUCUUUUUAUCUACUUAUACCAAAUAAAAUUACAGGAUAAUAUAACAAAGAGAUUUAUUUAGUACAAAUGGAGCAACUUCCACCUGGUUUUCGGUUCUACCCAACUGAAGAAGAGCUCAUCGCCUUCUACCUCCACAAUAGCCAAAGACCGGACCUACACCGCGUCAUCCCUUCCAUUGAUAUCUACAACUUUGAGCCCUCUCAGCUCCCAGGGCUAGCAGGGGAGCUAUGUCACAGGGAUACCGAGCAAUGGUUCUUCUUCACGCCGCAGCAGGAGAGAGAAGCGAGAGGAGGGAGGCCUAAUCGGACUACUGCUUCUGGUUAUUGGAAGGCCACUGGUUCACCAAGCUACGUUUACUCAUCACAGAACAAAGUUAUAGGAGUGAAGAAAACCCUGGUGUUUUACAAGGGCAAAGCUCCUAUUGGCAGGAAAACCAAGUGGAAAAUGAAUGAAUAUAAGGCUAUUAAGCAACAAGACUUUCAAACUAUUAAUGCAUCAUCUAUCACAACUUCUAUUCCAGAGCUGAAGCAUGGGCUUAGCUUGUGCAGGGUUUAUAUAACCUCUGGGUGUGCUCGGGCUUUUGAUCGACGGCCACCAGGAACAAUCUUAAGUGACUUAAAUCCUCAAAAUUACCAAGCUAUUCAAGCGAGUGGAAAAGGGUCACAAAGUGCUGAUGCCACACCGUUGUUAAUGGAGAAAAGUAGCUCAACUGACAGCUUUAAUUCAAGGUGUGAUGAUCAGGGGACCGUCCGAGAGGCUGGAGCUGGAAGCAGCUACAACUCUGAGUUUGAGCUCGCUGAAGAUGGUUUCUUCAGUGAUUGGAAACAACUAGGACAAGUUGGGGGCUGUUUCUUUUAACAUACCAAAUCUCACAGAAGAUUACCGAGCAGAGAAAGGCAGUAGAAGACUAGAAGCAUCAAAAGAAAGAAGUGAUUUUCUCUUUAACUACGAGUAUUCAAGACUUCUUUGCAGCAAAUGAUCAUAUAUGAUGAAUUAGUACUUUGUUUAGCGACUAUUCCUAUCCGAUCUAGCUGCUACUUUGCUAGUACCUCCGUUUUUUUUUUUCAAGGAUAAAUGCAUCAUUUUAACUGUUUUUACACUAUAUUUUAGCUUUGACCACUUUUAUUUACUAAUAUAGAACACUACUCGUCUACUCUACAUAAUUAAUAUAAAUGAUACGGAGUAUGUGUUACAAUUCGUCAUUUAGAGCAAGAAGUUUAUCCCAAAAUUCUAUCAAUAAUUCAAGGCAUUACACAUUUACACAAUCACAAAACUAUAAAAUAAUAUAAUUUGAAA
Molecule: messenger RNA, 1951 nt
Organism: Chenopodium quinoa (quinoa)
Lineage: Eukaryota; Viridiplantae; Streptophyta; Magnoliopsida; Caryophyllales; Amaranthaceae
Product: NAC domain-containing protein 90-like
Exons: 4
Coding region: 722-1513 (263 amino acids)
Biological process (GO): regulation of DNA-templated transcription
Molecular function (GO): DNA binding
Source: RefSeq, a predicted model, not a curated record